ACCUUUCUAAUUGCCCUUUACUUUAUUUACAUAUAUAAGAGAGAGCCGAAGUGAGAGAAUGAGCAAGGCAUUGUGAAGAGAGAAGAAGAAGAAGAAGAAAGGCAAGAAUUUUUUAUUUUUGUUGUUGAUCUAUUCCCUUAGGCUGGUUGUGGAAAUGGCCACCUUUGGAGGAACACAACAAAAAUGUAUGGCCUGUGAAAAAACUGUGUAUCUUGUUGAUAAGUUGACUGCUGAUAAUAGGAUUUACCAUAGAACCUGCUUUAGAUGCCACCAUUGCAAGGGUACCCUUAAGCUAAGCAACUACUGUUCUUUCGAAGGGGUUUUGUACUGCAGGCCUCACUAUGAUCAAAUCUUCAAGCGAACUGGAAGUCUUGACAAGAGUUUUGAAGGAACACCCAAAAUUGCCAAACCAGAAAAACCAGUCGAUCAUGAGAAUGCAAGCAAAGUGUCAAACAAGUUUGCAGGCACCAGAGAGAAAUGUGUGGGUUGCAGUAAGACUGUUUACCCUAUUGAGAGGGUGACUGUGAAUGGAACUCCAUACCACAAGAGCUGCUUCAAGUGCACGCAUGGAGGGUGUACUAUAAGUCCAUCAAACUAUAUUGCACAUGAGGGAAAACUCUACUGCAAGCAUCACCAUAUCCAACUCUUCAAGGAGAAAGGAAACUACAGCCAGCUCGAGACAGAGAGAGAACCAGCAGUCACCACAGAGAAAAUCACAGCCAUGGAAAUUGCUGCUGAAUCAUAAUAAUUAAAUCAACUGAUCAAAUAAUAAAAGCAGCUUCUUGUCUGUUAUUGCCUCUCUACAGAGUACGUGUUAUUGCAUUGUCUUGAUGGGUUAAGGUCGAUGUUUUUUCAACUGUAAGAUUGGUGCUCCAUGGCUACGAUUGUGGACACUUCAAAUGUCUUAACUGGUUUUUUCUUGUGGGGUUGAGUGAGAUAAAGAUACAAUGGAAUAUGUCCGUACAAGUUUUGUUUCAGUAUUUUCUUGAUACAUAUGAAGAUACCCUUUUUAUGUCC
Messenger RNA from Hevea brasiliensis (rubber tree), 1017 nucleotides. RefSeq names its product LIM domain-containing protein WLIM1. The transcript has 5 exons. NCBI's taxonomy places the organism in Eukaryota, Viridiplantae, Streptophyta, Magnoliopsida, Malpighiales, Euphorbiaceae. The record is from RefSeq and is a predicted model, not a curated record. Bases 155 to 745 code for a protein of 196 amino acids. Gene Ontology annotation, biological process: actin filament bundle assembly. Gene Ontology annotation, cellular component: actin cytoskeleton; plasma membrane. Gene Ontology annotation, molecular function: actin filament binding.